Aureobasidium musti is the source of this 756-nucleotide messenger RNA. The record is from the annotation of a GenBank genome assembly. NCBI's taxonomy places the organism in Eukaryota, Fungi, Ascomycota, Dothideomycetes, Dothideales, Saccotheciaceae.
UGCUAUGCCUCCGGCCGAAACCCCCUAUCCGAAGAAGAACGUCAAAGAAGACACGAAGAAGCGAAAGCACGCGCUAAAGAGAAAUGGCGCCUUAGAUACCAUUCGGACCCUGAGUUUCGUGAGAAAUGCAAGCAAAGUAAUAAGAACAGUUACGCCAAUCCCGAGGUCCAUGAAAGGAGAAUGCGAGAGCUCAGGGAAAGAUAUGCCAACGACUCUGAAUUUCGUGAGAAGAAGCUACGAUACUAUAAAGAGAAAUACGCCAAUGAUCCUCAACAUCGUGAAGGAAUUAGUCGGUCAUCCGCUAAGCAAUGGUUGGAGCUCAGAUCAACGUUUGAACAAGAUCCUAAGGCACAUCAACUGCGGAAAGACCAGAUCGCUAAGCGUAUGCUGGCAAUGUAUCAUGAAAAAGCUGAAUACAGAUGGAGGCUGAACCUAGCAGCCCGACUCAGAUUAUCACCACGUUAUCGUGAUGAGGUCGUCUGGAAUUCACACAAACCCGUCAUCUACUCAACGAAAGUGAAUCAUACCUGUGCCACUUGUGAUCGCGAGAGGUUCGGCGGGUUGAAAUUAUGGUGGCAGCGCAAGAAUGAACCUGAUAAGUACGACUGCUUUCGGUGCUUUGCAGCGGAUCGAGAAGUAUCAACACCAAUAUAUUUUCCUCCAAAUCUUCAACCCUUGCUCGACCGCGGCCCAGUGGAGCGACCUCGAGAUCACGACGAAAAGGGUGAUGAAGGAAGCGGCACAGGAUCCACAACA